GCCUGGGUUGCUGUGCUCUCCGCGCUGCGAGGAAGCGGCUUCAUUCGCGGCGGCUGCAACGUGUCGGAUCCACGGCUGCUGCCUUCGCUCCGGUCCGCCAAGGCUGCUGAGGAGCCCAGUGGAGGAGGAGGAGGAAGAGAAGGAGGAGGACUGCCUCCGCCAGCUGCGGCUGUGCAACCGUGUAGAGAUCCCUCAAGAAGAAGAGAAGAAGAAGAAGAAGAAAAAGAGAUCUCUCCCCCCCCCAAAAUCUCUCCUCGCCUGCUUGGAGAAAUCGGAGUGGAUUUUGCUGUCAAGAUGAAGGGUUGUCAAAAUGACUAUGCGGAUGGAUGCACAGAGGCAGCUGCAAAACCCAUGACCAACUCUUUCAAGGCUGAUGAUCUUGUCAUCAAUCCGUCUACCACGUUGAAAGAAAAGCCGGACCCAAAUGGCUUAGUAUUUGGAACAGUUUUCACAGACAACAUGCUCUUCAUUGAAUGGUCCUUCACAUCUGGAUGGGACGUUCCUCAGAUUAAGCCCUUGGAGAAUCUCUCUGUGCACCCAGCCAUCUCAGCACUGCAUUAUGCUGUAGAACUGUUCGAAGGCAUGAAGGCAUAUCGAGGCGUAGAUGGCAAAAUACGCUUGUUCCGACCAAGACUCAACAUGGACAGGAUGUUACGGUCAGCUGCGCGAGCAACUUUGCCGGGUUUUGACAAAGAAGAACUUCUGCAGUGUAUCCAGAAACUGGUGGAAGUUGAGAAGGAGUGGGUACCCUAUUCAACCUCUGCUAGCUUGUAUAUCCGCCCUACUUUAAUUGGGACAGAGCCAUCCCUUGGAGUCAAGAAGCCAUCAAGGGCCAUUCUCUAUGUGAUACUCAGCCCUGUGGGGCCCUACUUCUCAAGUGGGACCUUCAACCCCGUCUCCUUGUGGGCAGAUCCAAAAUACGUCCGAGCUUGGAAAGGUGGGACGGGAGACUGCAAAUUGGGAGGGAAUUAUGGCUCUUCGAUUUAUGCCCAACGUGAAGCCAUGGAAUUGGGGUGCCAGCAGGUCCUCUGGCUUUAUGGUGAUGACCAUCAAAUCACAGAAGUCGGGACGAUGAAUCUUUUCCUAUAUUGGCGAAAUGAAGAUGGAGAAGAUGAGCUGGCAACCCCACCUCUGGAUGGCAUCAUUCUUCCUGGUGUGACGAGGCAAAGCAUCUUAGAUCUGGCACGCAAGUGGGGUGAAUUCAAAGUAUCAGAGCGAUACAUUACUAUGAGUGAUCUCACAACUGCCUUGAAGGAAAAGAGGGUGAAGGAGAUGUUUGGGGCUGGGACAGCUUGCGUUGUAUGUCCUGUUUCAACAAUACUAUACCUGGGAGAGAAUUUGCAAAUUCCAACCAUGGAGAAUGGACCUCAAAUAGCAACCCGUUUCUGGAACCAGCUAAGUGAUAUUCAAUAUGGAAGAGAAGACAGCGACUGGACAAUCGUGGUCUCAUGAAUGUGAGGGAUGAGAGCAUUUCAGCCUUCUGCAAGCACAACCAAGUGUUUGAACUACCACCUGAAUGAUGACCAGUUUUACUGUAGCUCUGUUAGAGUAGUCUGUGUAUUAUCACUUUAAUCCUGAGCUGGGGAGUUGGGUCCACAUGCCAGGAAAUGAAACUUAGGGCUAUCAUUUCCAGGCUGCAAACAUCAAGUUGAUCACAAAAUAGCAGGAACAAGCUUUCUUUCCACAUCUCUUUGCUGCUAUGUUGUGGUCAAACAGAUUUUCGCAGGCCAGGGAAGGUAGCCCUAGUAAGUACAUUUUUUUCUUCUGUGAUUUUGGUCUAGAAUAGAAAUCUGUCUUCUGGUGGAGGUGCUAGAUGUCAACAAUAGAGACGCUCCUAACACAACCCUUGGUGUCCCUUAUAUCCUUGGUACAGUGGACAACUGUGUCUAGAAGUUCUUCAACUGUUCUUCAUUGCAAGCCAAAUACGCAUCACUUUUUAACCAGAUUGUUACAUGACUAUUUGCCAAAUGAUUGAGAGUAAAUUUUUCACUAUCUCCUUUCUCGUCUGCAACCUUAGAAAAUGAAAGAUUUAUUUUUCAUAAGACAGAUAGAUAGAGUAAAUGCAGUAAAUAUUUCCCCAUCCCUUGAUUUUUCCAGCUUUAGGACAAUUGUUCUAAUUUACAGGACUUUGAAGAAUCCCAGUUUUUGAUCACUGACUAGAAUCACAUCUCACAGAUGAUAAUUCCCAAACUGGGCUUGAUUUCUCUGAUGUCUAAAGGAAUUUUUUCUCCUCUCAUUAGUAGGUGACUUCUACCAUUGCCAAACUAUGGAAAGUUUCUGUAAAGUAAGUUAUUUGAAUGCAGAAUAAUAAGUUGGUUGAUGGCAUAGCCAUCUAUAACAUUUUAAAUAAGGCAGGUUUUAGAGAUUUUCCAGAUACCAGAUUAGGGCCCAAUCCACCAUGCUUGAAAUCCUUUAGAAAGAGAAAUUGGUGGCUUCUACCAUCCUCCCUUUGUCUCAGCUUUUCUUGGAGACAUUGACUUUAAAAUCUCACCCUUCCCUUUGCGCAGUCUUGAAAUCACGACACCACAAUGAUCAGAUGUGUUAGAAAAGAUUCCUGAUUCUCUGAAUAAGCUUUAAUAAUCUACUGUAUCAAAUUAGAUUAAACAAGAUGUUACUGAAGUAUCUUGAGAUAUGGGAAGGCCUCUAAAUCAAGUGUGAGCUGACCCUUAACUUACAAGAUCUACUUUGAUCUUCCUUUUCUUUUUCCUUUGAUUUCCACUAGACUCUCCCAAGAUCCACAAAACUGGAUCAAGUUAUAAAAUAAUUGUUUGGAGCAAUGGUUCCCAACCUUUGCUUUAUCAUGCUUUAAAUACCUUUUGUGGCCAUGGACCCCCAAGACUUAACUCAAGAUUUAAAUCAUAACAUUUUUUUCAUUUGUGGACCCCUCCCCCCUCGUGACACCGUGACCUCCCCCCAGAGGUCUACAGGCCACAGGUUGAGAAUCACUGGUCUGGAGGAAGCAGACCACUCUGAAACAUAUUGCUUUGGUUAAUUUUAAAUUUUCCCUUUUCUGAAUAUUACGGUCAUCUACUAAAGACAGUUUUGAGGUCUUGGCUUAGUGCCUUUUGAGUCUGAGCUUGAAGGCACCUGAGCUUUAAGACAUCUCUUGCCAAAGAAGUUACAUACAACAGUGUUCGGCACAUACUCACAUUUCUUGGACCAAAUAUUUCUUGAGUUAACUGGCAAAAUAGUCAAGGCUUUCUUUUUGCUAGGAUACUCACAGGGACUAAUAAAGUUCACCCCCGUCCCUCAUAUAGAGAGAAGGGCCUUGAUUUGGGAAAAUUCUAACUCUGCUUCUUACACCUUGAACCUACCUCUACUUAGUGAUUGAUCAAGGCUGAGACUAUACCCAACUUUCCCUGUGAUCUCAUAGGCACCUAAAAUUUUUAGGAGAAAGGACGUGACAAGACGUUACCAAUUCAAGAUGCAGGUCAUGGUAGUGAGGAGAUGAUUUUGCACGCAUCCCACACAGUUGUCUCACUGUGACUACAAGGAGAAGGCCUGUUGUAGCCUACUCCCUUACGCAUACGCAAAAGCAUUUUAAUACCCAAGGGUAUUCGUUCACGCUCAUCAUGCCCCACCAUGUGCCAAAAUAAGGAGACCCGUUCAACAGCAUCAUGUCAAAUGUUCUUUCUGGAACAUUUUAACUGGAUCUUAAAAUCUGUUAAUAUGGAUUCUUUACAUUUUGAGCCAAUACUCUUUAGUUAUAAUAUCCCAUGUUGCGGUAACGUUUCCCAUAACCACCUUAGUGCAAAGCAAAACUUUCUGUAUUGUAUGACUUCACGGUGCAUUAAUCAGCAAAGGCCUUCCAGAAAGAUGUCAUACUUUAAAACAUUAUCCUUUCAUCGAAGACCAGUUGAAGCUGAUGAUGCUGGAUGGAGUUCUGUUUAGAACAGUUUUCUCCAGGGUGGUUCUUCCAGGUGUGCUGAGAUUCCCAGGCCAAGGUUUCUCAACCAACAGGAAAUUCUCAGAAUUGGAGUUCCUACAAUUCAAGUCCACCAGGAUGGGGUAAGGAUGGUCUAAGAACAGACUACUAGUUCUCCACCUGGGGGACUUGAAGAUGUGUAGACUUCAACUCCAGUAUUCCCCAGCCAACCAUGCUGACUAUAGAAUUAUGGGAGUUGAAGUCCACACAUCUUAAAUUGAGAAGCAUUGAAAUAGACACAAUAAGCCAGGGGUGUUCAAACUUUAAGACUUUUGGACUUCAACUCCUAGCAAAGCUGGCUGAGGAAUUCUGGGAAUUGACGUCCACAAGUCUUAAAGUUGCCAAGUUUGGACACCCUGCAAUAAGCACAAGCUGUUUCCCAAUGAUGGUAGAUGUAACACCCUUCAUAUCGUCUUCUUGCCAGUAGAAUUUGUAUUGUGCUGCUAUCCUUGUUAGGUUCUGUUCCAGUUACUGCUAUCUAUCAUUGGUGAUGUGCGGAGUUUUGCUUUCCUUUUUCUUUGUCUGUUGUUGGCCACAUUGCUAAUUGGGAGGCUCAAUUAGUUGAUUAGUUUAGUUCUGAUCCUGAGUAAAGCUACUAUUGGAGCAGGACUAUCGUAAUAGAAGAGUGCCUUUUGACGAAGAGUAUGUGUCCGCGUUGAGAGUUUGACUUGCUGAGACCAAAACUAUGGAGUCAAUGUUUGGCAGAGACAAGAUUUGAAAAGACUGGUUGCUUCUGUUUCCCUGUCAAGAGGAUGACUAGGGGGAUCUAGGACAACUCGCAGUGACUAACUCACCAUGGCCAUCUCAUUUGUGGCCAACCUGGCAUGGCCAUCUCACCGCGGGACACUCGCCAUGGCCAACUUGCUGCGGGAUCACUUACCGUGGGACAAUCCAUGCGGGAUAACUCAGUGUGAUAAAUGUUAUCUGCAACUGUUUCUUUGACAUGAUUUCCAUUUUUGUCAAUGGGAAUAGUGUUGAAGGAGCAGUGGCAGAUAAUAUUUAUCACGUUGGGUUAUCCCCCUGGAAUAACUCACAAGUUGUCCCAUGGUGAGUUGGCCAUGGUGAAUUGUUCAGGGGUGCUAUUCAGCAGAUUCUGACAGGUUCUGGAGAACUGAUAGCAGCAAUUUUGAGUAGUUCAGAGAACUGGCAAAUACCACCUCCAGCUGGUCCCAAAGUGGGGAGGAAAUGGAGAUUUUGUAGUACCUUUCCCCUGGAAUGGGGAGGAAAUGGGGAUUUUGCAGUAUCCUUUCCCUGCUAUGCCCACAAAACCACACCACACCACACCACGCCCACCAACCCACAGAACCGGUAGUAAAAAAAAUUUGAAUUUCACCACUGCGAAUUGAUCCAGGGCGAGAUGACCAUGGCAAGAUGGCUGCAGCGAGUUGGCCAUGGUAAGAUGACCAUGGCAAAAUGGCUGUGGUGAGUUGUCCCAUUCCUUAACCAGGAAGGUGAGCACUUAACCCCCAUUCACCCUGAUUACUUUCCUGGAAUUUUCCUCCCCUAGUUACUUGCCCACUUCAAGUGAGCAAACUAGAUGGAAAGAAGGAGAAUUCCAAGGAAAAGGAACAAACAGGAAAAUAGCAGGUUUUUUUCUCCUCCAUUGGGGUGUAUCUCUUAACUGCAGUAGGGCUUUGGAUUCCCAGGUCAUCUUUGCAUGUGCCACUGAGCAUACAGCCCUCAACAAAGAUGUAUUUUCAUUAGCAACUCUGUCUGCUUAAAGGUUUUCUCUUGACAAGGACACAGAAGGAAAUGUUCCUCCUGUGUAGGGUGUGAUGGCGUUCACCAUUCCUGAAAACCACUUGAAGUGUUCUUAAACACUUUGCGUUGGCGCAGUGGUUAGAGUGCAGUACUGCAGGCUACUUCGGCUGCCUGCUGGCUGCCGGCAAUUUGGCAGUUCGAAUUUCGCCAGACUCAAGGUUGGACUCAGCCUUCCAUCCUUUGGAGGUCAGUAAGAGGAGGACCCAGAUUGUUGGGGACAACAUGCUGACUCUGUAAACUGCUUAGAGAGGGCUGUAAAAGCACUGUGAAGCGGUAUAUAAGUCUUAAGUGCUAUUGCUAUUGCUACUUGUCUCAAGGGAGUGCCAAAUUGUUUGCAAAUUGACCUGUCAUUCGAAUGGGCUGUAUGACAAUUCUCCAUAUCCAGCUUACCGUGGCCAGCUCACCACGGCCAACUUACCAAAGCCAACUUUUUGCAGGAGAACUUGCCUUAGGACAAGGGUUACACUAAUAUCAAGAAAGGGUGGAAUAGAAUCAUUAAAGAAAGGAUGCAAAAGGAGGGACAAAAUGAAACGUGAAGGACAAAAAUUAAAAUAUUUUUUAAAAUUUAUUUUUAAAUGAUUAAAUUGAAUUCUUCAAUUGUCCCGCAGCGAGUUACUGUUGUGUGGCAAGUUGUCCAACAGCAAGAUGGCGGUGGUGAGACGGCUGCGACGAGUUGGCCACAGCGAGUUGUCCCAUUUCCGGUGUCGAUGUUCCCUGUCUCAAAGGUGGUUUUUCAGAAGGCAACUGGAUUUUUUUUUUCUUGAGGAGGAAGAAGAAAACGUUUCGCUUCUCAUCCACGAAGCUCCAUCAGUUCCGAAUGUGAUGAAGCUUCUUGGAGGAGAAGCGAAAUGUUUGCUAUUUAUUCCUCGAGAAAAAAACAUCCAGUUCAGUGGUGGGUUGCUACCGGUUCUCCCUGGCUUGGGCGAACCGGUGGCAGCAGCAGUAGGCUUGAAGCAAAAGCAACGCACGAGCAAAACGGUAGCAAACUAAAUUGAAAUCCACGACUGCUCCAGUUGCCUUUUGAAAAAGCACCAUUGAGACACCUAUGACUUGGAUGACUGAGAACCUCCAUCUACGAAUGUUCCCUGUCUUCUCAGUAUUGGAUUUUGGGAAUUACAACCCGCAGGAAGCAAGAAUGGAACACUCAGAAUCCUAGGAAUGUUCUCCCUUUCUCUCUCUUUCCCCAAACAAAGCAUCCAGCCAGCACAAAACAUUCAAACCCACUAAUGGCCCACUUGCAAUGGGAUAACUUCAAAUUCCAAGCAUUUUGUAUCUCUCUUGUUGCAAACACGCAUGGUUUACCUCUGUUGCUCCGUGGCCAUAGAGCUUAAGUGGAAUGCACUGUUGUGUCCUUGAGACCCUCUACAAAAAUGGAUCCACCCUAAAUGAGAUGUGUUUUGUUUCAGCCUGUAAUUGCUAAAGGGGCUGGUUUUUAAAAGGUCUUUUCUUAAAUGUACAGGAAGUUACUCAGACCAGCAAGGGUAUUUUGAUAUUGCGUGACAAUCCAAUGAAAAAAAUAAAAUUAAAAAGUAGACCUU
This is a messenger RNA of Ahaetulla prasina, 7224 nucleotides long. RefSeq names its product branched chain amino acid transaminase 1 (gene BCAT1). Gene Ontology annotation, biological process: L-valine biosynthetic process; L-leucine biosynthetic process. Gene Ontology annotation, molecular function: branched-chain-amino-acid:2-oxoglutarate transaminase activity. The transcript is spliced from 11 exons. The record is from RefSeq and is a predicted model, not a curated record. The coding region runs from base 295 to 1452 and encodes 385 amino acids. Gene Ontology annotation, cellular component: mitochondrion. Lineage: Eukaryota; Metazoa; Chordata; Lepidosauria; Squamata; Colubridae.